Molecule: messenger RNA, 381 nt
Organism: Drosophila montana
Lineage: Eukaryota; Metazoa; Arthropoda; Insecta; Diptera; Drosophilidae
Product: U6 snRNA-associated Sm-like protein LSm6
Exons: 2
Coding region: 90-329 (79 amino acids)
Biological process (GO): maturation of SSU-rRNA; mRNA splicing, via spliceosome
Cellular component (GO): U6 snRNP; P-body; U4/U6 x U5 tri-snRNP complex
Molecular function (GO): RNA binding
Source: RefSeq, a predicted model, not a curated record
UAUAGCAAUCGACGGAAACGAAAGGCAUUUCUUAAAUAUUAUUAAUUUUAAUUGAAACAAAGAGGUAAUUGUUUGUAAAUAUUUAUAAAAUGUCACGCAAGGAGGCACUGUCACAGUUUAUCAAUCAAAUACACGGUCGUCCCGUGGCCGUAAAGCUAAACAACGGCGUGGAUUACAGAGGCGUUUUGGCCUGUUUGGAUGGCUACAUGAACAUCGCGCUGGACCAGACCGAGGAGUACGUCAACGGGCAGCUGAAGAACAAAUACGGCGACGCCUUCAUCCGCGGCAACAACGUGCUCUACAUCUCCACACAGAAACGCCGCGUGUAAAACUAAUUUACUUAGAUUUAUUUCAUAAAUACACUACACUUUUUAUAACUCA